Molecule: messenger RNA, 4839 nt
Organism: Rotaria socialis
Lineage: Eukaryota; Metazoa; Rotifera; Eurotatoria; Philodinida; Philodinidae
Source: the annotation of a GenBank genome assembly
AUGGAAAAAGAGCAAUUUUAUCGAGGUCGAUUUGAUGAAGUCGGAGAUCGUAAAUUAAACUCCGUACGUGUUUUUGUUAGCUCAACAUUUUCCGAUACGACUGAUGAACGUAAUGGACUUAUUGAACGUGUAUAUCCUCAAUUGCGCAAGUACUGUCUCAAUAAAUACAAAAUACAAUUUCAAUAUUCGGAUAUGCGCUGGGGUAUUCAAUCAGCAGCAUCAACUACGCAUUCAACAGUCGACAUCUGCCUUCAAGAACUUGAUAGCUGUAGUCAAUUGUCCAUGGCUACCAAUUGUGUUAUCCUGUUAAGUCACCGAUAUGGUAGCCGUCUGGUUCCAGCUUACAUAUCCUAUCGUGUAUUUCAAUUACUUGAAAAUAGCCUAUCAACAGAUAUUGAAGCACAAACUUUCCUGUCUCAAAUGUAUGAAUUAGAUGAAAAUUAUAUUGAAAAGAAAGUAUUUCUUAAACAAAUUGGCGACAGUCAAGAAUGGAUACCACUAGAAAAUAAAUUACAAUUAAUUUUACGACAAGCAGCAGAUAUUUGCUACCAACAGGAAACAAUAACCACCGAAGAACGAAAUGAAUUUCAUAUGUCAGUUACAGCAAAAGAAAUUUAUCGUGCGUUAAAAAAUAACAAAAAUAGGCCACGACGAAUAGUUUGUUUUUUACGUGAAAUAAUCGAUAUAGAAGAACUUGAUUCAAAAUAUCGUGAAACAGAAAAUAAAGAUGAAAUAAAAAUGUUAUUGGAUGAAACGAAAAAUUCACUGCGUCAAUCACUUGAUUCAUCGGAUAUUUAUACAUAUCAAGUUCGUUGGAACGAUGAAACUGCUCGGAAAAAAUAUUUUUCUCAAUUUUUUGAUGAUUUUUAUCAAGCAAUUAAAUUACAAGUUGAUUUUCAUAUGAAGAACCAAGAAAAUCAACAAAAAGAUAUUCUCUAUAAUCAAAUAUUAGAGCAUGCAAUUCAAUCUAAUUUAUUAACGCAACGAUAUUUUCCACGGCAAGAUAUUCUCGAACAAAUUAAAAAUUAUAUGAAGUCAACAAGCAAUCGUCCAUGUGUUUUACUAGGAGAAUCAGGAACUGGGAAAUCAUCAAUCAUGGCUACACUUGUUAGCGAAAUCCCAAAUUGGUAUCGACAAACGAAUGCUUUGUCCGUUAUUAUCCGUUUUCUGGGCGCAACACCGUCUUCCAGCGAUAUUCGUCGUCCAUUGAUAUCAAUUAUUGAACAAAUUUGUCACAUUUAUCAUUUUGAUAUACCAUCAAAUUUAGAUAAUGUAAAAGAAUCGCUUGAAAAUAUUUUCAUGCAUAUUCCGAAAACUGAAAUUCUCGUUGUUCUUCUGGAUUCCAUUGAUCAACUUCAAAUAGCUGAUUUGAAAAAUUUAUCAACAUGGUUACCAACGAAAUUCCCAUCGACUAAUUUUAAAUUUAUAAUAUCUACCAUUCCAGAUAUUGAAAUUGAUCGAGUAACAGUUAAUAUUCAUGAAAAAUUAAGAACUAUCUAUGAUAAUGACAUCAUCGAAAUCGAAAUCGAUUCUUUGAAUGAAAACCUUGCUGAACAAGUUCUAGAUUAUUGGCUUGAACAAGAUCAUCGUUGCUUGACAAUGAUACAACGUGAAUGGAUUACAGAGAAAUUUCGUAAACAACAGCAUUUUUUAACACCAUUAUUGGUUGCGCUUCUAUACGAUCAGACGUUGUCAUGGCAUUCAUAUGAUACAACGCCCGAUCCGGCGUUUUUAGCUAUAAAACAAACUCGUGGUGCUAUUGAAUAUCUAUUUAAUCAAUUAGGUGUCAAACAUGGUCAAACGUUAUUUCAACGUUCAAUGAGCUAUCUUCAAUUAUCAGGCGGAUUAAGUGAACUUGAAUUAGAAGAUAUUCUUACGUUAGAUGAUGAAAUUUUAAAAUCAGUUUUUGUUCAUUAUCUACCACCAUUUGACUUAUUUCGAUUACCGUCGACGUUAUGGAUUCGCAUUAAAAAUGAUAUGCAUAAAUAUUUAGUAGAAAAAGACAUCGACAAUAUUCCUUGUAUUUAUUUUUAUCAUCGCAGUUUUCAAUAUUACCAAACAAUGGACUUUAAAAAAUUGAGACUUGAACAUCAAACAAAAGAACUACUGGAGAAAAAUCGUCUAUUCUAUUUUGCUAAUCAAUAUAAGGAAACAUUUGAUAUGAGCUAUUCACCGAAAUUGGCUAAUAAAUAUAGAUUAUCAACAAUGAUCAUAUCUGCCAAUCGACGUCUAACUGAACAAAAGCCUUUCAAGCAAAAGAAAACAAAUCAAUAUAAUCUUCGUCGUCUACAUCAAUUGUAUAUCAAUCUCAAUCGUUAUGAUUUUGUUCACGAAUGGACUGUGUUCAAUUAUGAUUUUUUAUCUGCAUUUCUCCUUUGUGGCGAAUAUAAAAUGUCUAAUUUCCUGUUUGAAAUGUCAAUUGGUGCUCAUGAUCCAAACGGUGAAUUACGAUUUCUUUUAAAACAAUUUGAAGCAUCAACAGAAACUCUAGACCAACAUCCACAUAAUUUAUCAUUUGAAUUAGUUUAUCGUUUUUUUCCAUUUCUAAAUGAAUUACCAACGUUAACAUAUAAUUUAAUUGAUCGAUGCUUAAGUCACUGCCCACUUCAAUUAAUUACAAAUAAAGAACGACCAGAAUCUUUAGCAAAAUGUUCAUUAACAAACAUUAUUUCUAUUACCAUCGAUGCACAUUAUAUAUUUGCUUUAACUAACAAUGAUAAAUUCUAUGUAUUUGUUUAUAGUUAUCUUGGUUUAUUAAUGGCACACGAGUUUGAUGUAAUAUAUAAGAAAAAAGAACCAAAUGAGCGAAUAUUAUCAUAUUUGUGUCGAUUUCCCUAUGUUUGCUUUCUUACAUCAAAUUCAUCAAUGGUAGUGGGACAUUGUUCGAAAAAAGAAGUGUCUAUGCAACUGCCAUGCAAGCAAUUAAUCUCCUUUAUCAACGAUCGAAUGGUUCUAGUUGUUUCAUCAGCAGCGAAUUCAUUAGAAUUAUGGGAUUGUUCAAAUAAUAUUCUCGUAUCAAAACACAAUUUUAACGAUGAGAAGAUUAUCGAAAAUUGUAUUUUGAAAAAUUCUAUGAUUAAAGUAGUUUUAAAAGGAAAUUCAACGAUUUCUUAUAUAGAAUUAGAUGGAAAUUUUCAAUUUAAUCCAAUUCGAAUUUCUAAUGAAAAUAUUAAUAAUCAUAAUCGCCAUAUACUUCUUGAUACUCAUUGUGAAUUUUAUUAUUCAUUAAACAGUUCACUAGCGACAUUAGUUAUUUAUGAUAAGACAAAUCAUAAUUCAAAAAAAGUUAUCAACGACAUUGAUUUUAUUUCUCCACCGAAAUCUGUUAUUUACUUGUCAAAAAGCAAUUCUAUUGCAUGGUUAACAUCAACAACUCUUAUGAUAUUUCAUCCGUUAUACGAACAAAAUAUUUUUCAACCAUUUUAUAUUACAUCAUCAACGAUUCCAAUUGACUAUGAUCUAGUUCAUGAUCAUUGUUCAUCGCCGGAAUUCGACGAUCUCCGGAGUUGUUUAGCUUGUGUUAAUAAAUCAAACAGUAUUAUUGAUAUUUAUGAAUGGCAAUAUGAUAAAGACAAACGAAUUCAUAUUUAUCGACAAUGUACUCGUCUUCAACUUGACAUAUCAAUCGAUCAAUUCGUAUUUACAGCAUAUUGGUUCGAUGGUAUUACUCUCUACUGUUCGGAUGGUAAUAAUAUUUAUAAAUAUAAUGCAACCAUGUUAACUUAUCUAACCUCAUCAAAGCCUUUCCAUCCAUCUCACGCGAUUGAUCAAAUACCAAGUCUACAUUCCGAUCAAUUCUUAGCAAUGAAAAACAAGGAUAAUUCAUUGGAAAUCUAUACAUUGGAUGAAAAUGAUUCUCUUGACCUAAAAUGUUCAAUUCACUCAAUUGUUGAUUAUUAUUUUACCACAUCCCCAUCAUUAUCAUCAUCCGCACAUGUUUUAUGUGUUGAUGAAAAGAAUAUUUUAUCAAUAUACUCUUUAAACUCAUCAAAAUUAUUGUGGACAACAAAAUCAUUUGAAAAUAAAAAACUUCAGAUUCAUUCUAAUCAAUCGUCGUUUAUUCUUAUUUGUUUACAAACGAAACAAAUUUAUCAAAUAGAUACUACUCAAUCAUUUGAUUUAAAAAUUCUUGUUCAAUUGAAUAUAGAUUGUCAUUUAAGUACACUUUCAUCUAAUAAUCUAUUAUAUAUAAUAUCAAAUGAUCAACAAACUCUGAUCGAAUUCAAUGUAAAUAAUCAAAACAUGAAGAGUCUAUCACCUGUUCAAUUGCAAUCCACGAAAAUUAUUCAAUUAUAUUCUGUAUCCGAUCAUCUGAUCUUUCGUGCUGAUGAUAAUCAAGUUUAUCUUUGGUGGAACGAAAAGGUACCUAUAUCGAAAUUAGAAAAAGCGUCUCGUUUAAUGUUAAAACAUCGACUUGUUCUUGUAUGCACAGAUAAUAAAGUAUUGGUAUUAUACGACUUGAAAGCAAACUUACGUGGAACAAUUCAAUUAACGGACGACGCCGGUCAAUGUGAAGCAAUUAGUUUAAGUGAUUAUAGUAACGAAGGCGAUCAAUAUCUUUUUAUUAUUUGUUCUGAUCGACUUUUACGAAUGUAUAACGUUUCGAAUGGUAAACAAUUAGCAAAAUUGUUCAUUAAUAAAGAUUUAUAUCCAUUUAUUGGAAUAUUAAAUAAUCGCCUAUUACUCAAAGUUACGAAUCAAUUAUGUAUAAUUAAAAUUAUCGAUAAGAAAAAUUUACCAAACAGAUCAUCGAAUGUCAAGUGUACUCUCUUCAAAGAAUCUAUGUGGAUGACUUGUCAUCAUGACAAUUGUGCUUGGUCGAAUACGGUCGAAUCAUAA